This is a messenger RNA of Pelodiscus sinensis (Chinese soft-shelled turtle), 966 nucleotides long. Its product is annotated as olfactory receptor 52R1-like. Lineage: Eukaryota; Metazoa; Chordata; Testudines; Trionychidae. Gene Ontology annotation, molecular function: G protein-coupled receptor activity; olfactory receptor activity. The record is from RefSeq and is a predicted model, not a curated record. Gene Ontology annotation, biological process: G protein-coupled receptor signaling pathway. Gene Ontology annotation, cellular component: plasma membrane.
AUGGUAUGUCUGAACACCAGCACCCACUCCCAUCCAGACACUUUCCUGCUGGGUGGCAUCCCAGGACUGGAGGAGGCCCAGUUUUGGAUCGCCUUCCCUUUCUUCAUCAUGUAUGUCAUUGCCGUGCUGGGAAACGUCAUUGUCCUCUUCAUUAUAAAGACAGAGCCGAGCCUGCAUGAGCCCAUGUACCUCUUCCUGGCCAUGCUGGCCAGCACCGACGUUCUCCUCUCCACGUCCUUGGUCCCCAAAAUGCUGGGCAUCUUCUGGCUGAACUCCAGAGAGAUCGGGUUCCACGCCUGCCUGACUCAGAUGUUCUUCGUUCAUGCCUUCUCCUCGGUGGAGUCGGGGGUGCUCAUGGCCAUGGCCUUGGAUCGCUACGUGGCCAUCUGCUGCCCACUCCAGCACUCCAGCAUCCUGUCCAUCCCAGCCAUAGUGACAAUCGGGAGCCUGGUGCUGGCCCGUGGGGUCCUUCUGGUGAGCCCCUUCUCCUUCCUCGCGCACGGGCUGCCCUUCGGCCAGAGCUGCCUGAUCUCCCACUCCUACUGCGAGCACAUGGCCGUGGUGAAGCUGGUGUGUGGGGACACGCGUGUCAAUGUCAUUUAUGGCCUCUUUGUGGCUUUCAUGGUGGUGGGGUUUGAUGUGCUGAUCAUAUUCAUGUCCUACGCGAUGAUCCUCCAAGCCAUAUUGAGACUCCCAUCCACAGACGCCCGUCUCAAGGCCUUCAGCACCUGCGCGUCUCACUUGUGUGUCAUCCUGGCCUUUUACAUCCCGGGCCUCUUCACCUUCCUUGCCCACCGCUUUGGGCACAACAUCCCUCACCAUGUCCACAUCAUGGUGGCCAAUCUCUACCUCCUGGCGCCUCCCAUGUUAAACCCUAUUGUGUACGGGGUGAAAACCAAGCAGAUCCGGGAGAGGAUGCUCCGUAUCUUCAGCAGAAAGGAAUUGGAGCAGCGUGUGCCUGUCUAA